Molecule: messenger RNA, 855 nt
Organism: Vicia faba (fava bean)
Lineage: Eukaryota; Viridiplantae; Streptophyta; Magnoliopsida; Fabales; Fabaceae
Source: the annotation of a GenBank genome assembly
AUGUCAAAGGAUCAAAUUUCCAGCUUCUGCAACGAACUCUCAUCAUUCUGCAAUCAUCUUCAAUCCUCCACCAAUGCACUCAAACAAUCCAUCGAUCGAAGACCUAUUCCUCUCGAUUCUGCAUCUUCCACCUUCGUUCAAUCCCUCAAUCGCCGUGUAUCAACCGCAACCUCCGAUCUUGAAAUGCUCGAAUCAAUGUCCAGUACCGUUUCUUUCCAAGAGCUUUUAGGUCACUGCAAUGAACUGUAUAAGAUAAAUCAAUCCGAUAUGCAUCAACUCGAAGAUCAUCUUAAAACCUACGGAUACGUUCCAGCUUCGGAUAUUGAGGAGAAAGAUGAAGUUUACAAUAUGAGAUCUCCGGUUUCGGAUGAUAAAUUGGAUAGUCUCUCUUCUUUUUAUGGAUCACUCUUUGUUCCUGAUUCUGUUGUUGAAUCUGGCUUCAAGAAUUACGAAGAUGAUGAUGAUGAUUUAUUUGAUGAAUCUAUGAGUUUGAAACAGCUUGGGCUAUCAGAUGCAAGUCUAGCCAGGUUAGCAUUGGAAGAUAAUGUACCUUCACCAGAAGUUGAAAAAGUACCUGAUGCUCCCAGCCCCUCUUUGAAGGUAUUAAAGAGCGAAUUUGAAUGUCUUCCCACCUAUAUGAAGGAUCUAGCAUCAUGGGAGGAUCUACUUGUAGCCGUUGAUAAGAUUAAUUCAAGUCUAAGCAAGAAGACCAGCGGAUGCAACUUCUUCGGUCAAGAUGAUAUUCCUUCUUUUGAUUUAGGACCUAAAGCAAGAUCUUAUUUGCUGCUUUUAGUGCGCAUGAAUCAUAUGGUUGUUGAGGUAAUUGACGGUCUAUUAUCGUAUAGAAUAUUGUAG